Fomitopsis serialis is the source of this 461-nucleotide messenger RNA. RefSeq lists its product as uncharacterized. NCBI's taxonomy places the organism in Eukaryota, Fungi, Basidiomycota, Agaricomycetes, Polyporales, Fomitopsidaceae. Bases 1 to 216 code for a protein of 71 amino acids. The transcript is spliced from 2 exons. The record is from RefSeq and is a predicted model, not a curated record.
AUGACGUCGUCUGAGCUCCCACCGCCUGUGACUCUGAGGCCUCCUGCCGGCGCAUCCGCCUCCUCGACUGAACUGGCUUCACGCUCGACAGUCGCGUCAAGUGGUACCGCGUCGAAGGUGAUUCCCUUCCGCCAGGAUUCCAGGCAUGAGUACAUGGAGGAAGAGAGUUCCAGAGGAGACGGGAAGGCUGCGACUCGCUGCAUGCGAGGCUCAUGAGAGCGGGAGUGGUGAUGACUGAGGGACGAGACUACGGUAUGUCCUAUACCUCACUUGUCUACGCAGAUGCUGGUGCAGCAGUGACCGACGCACGUCCGUCGGCCCGGCGCGACGUACGAGUGUUGCUAUCCCAAGGGUAGCAUAGAAGACUGCAGAUAGUGUUGUCUAGUGGACGCGGCGGCACAUGUUGUAACGGCCCCGCGAAGUAUGUUCGGAACUCACAAUAUGAUUCUUUUCCCCUUCAA